CAAGAUUAUUACAAUUCCAUUUUUUUUGGUAUUUCUAUUUCUUUCUUCUCUUUUCCAUUAAUCUUUUUCAAGUUUUGUCUUAAUUGGCUUGAUAAGUUUCUCACUUUUCCCUCCCUAUAGAAUUCUGAUCACCAAUUUACGUACGGACAGAAAUAUAAAGGUACGUAUAUUUUCACAUCAAACCAUUAUGACAAGUGAUAAAAUGAGUCAUCCAAGCCACCCGGAGCACCCCCUUCAGAAGGUCAAUUAUCAAAAUGAAUACACAUGUGACGGCUGCAAGAUGAAGGGCACAAGAGAAAGAUAUAGAUGUGAAAAAUGUGACUUUGAUUUACACAUCGAUUGUGUUACAUGCCCUAAUAUAACUGUUCAAGGGCAAAACUGUCAAUUUCUAGAAAAGCCCCGUCUAGGAAUUCACUGCAAGAAGGUUGAUUGCACAGAGUGCAGGAGCUGUGACGCGUGUGGAAUGACGAUUAAGGGCUUCGUCUACCAUUGUCGAACAACAGACUGGGAUUUUCACCCUAGAUGUGCUAAGUUGGAGGAUCAAAUUACAAUUGACGAUGUCAUGUUUAGGCUUGAGAAACAACAACCAUCUUCUUGUGCAUGGUGCAAUAAGAAGCGCCUCAAAGGUGGCUAUAAGAAAAUUCCAGGAUGGUCAUAUGUAUCGAAUAAAAAUGAUGGUUAUAAUUUUCACGUCUACUGUGUGAUGGAAAUGGCCAUGCAAAACUUGUCUUCGGCAUUGCAAGCAAUGAAUCAACCUGAAGUUAAAACCAAGUCCAAGAAAUUGUCACACGGUUUGAGUUCUACAAGCAAUAAGUGGGUGAAUGUACUCAAGGCUUUUCUUGGAGCUGUUUUCUCCAUUCUUCUUGGAGAUCCAACAACACUUAUCGGUUCAACCAUGGCUCAUCUUGUCAUUCAAGGUCUUUUACAGGCUGGAUCCAUUUGGUAACUGAUGAUAAAUGAUACUUCAUCUGUUCCACAAUAGAUGCAUCAUAUCGUUUCUCAUUUGCACACUAUUCAUCAAUCAACUUUGACAAUCAUUAUUUCACUGUUGUGUAAGAAAAAACAUAGUCAAGUGAGAUCUUGUUAAUUUCGUAUUAAUGCAAGGAUUCCAAAUAUCAACUUUUUAUAAUUUUUACUUAUACAUAUUUAGUGAUAUUAAUGUUUAAAUAAGCGUGUUGGCAUA
This is a messenger RNA of Spinacia oleracea (spinach), 1183 nucleotides long. RefSeq lists its product as uncharacterized. The transcript has 3 exons. Lineage: Eukaryota; Viridiplantae; Streptophyta; Magnoliopsida; Caryophyllales; Amaranthaceae. The record is from RefSeq and is a predicted model, not a curated record. The coding region runs from base 188 to 946 and encodes 252 amino acids.